AUGAGGGAAGACUCAUACUUCUUUGGAAUGCGAGGCCUUGGUCACUAUGGCUGCUUCCCGGAAGACGGAGGACAGUUCUUACUUUACUCUAUAAAUGGAGACAACGAUUUAAAGAGGUGUUUUGCAGAGGAAGAUUUUCAUGAAAUAAUUGACUUCAACGAUCUCCCAAAUUCUCUCUUUGCUUGUAAUGUUCACCAGUCUGUGUUUGAAGAUGAGGACAGUAAGGAAAAAUUUGAAGGCUUGUUCCGUGCCUAUGAUGACUGCGUGACAUUCCAGCUGUUUAAAAGCUUCAGGCGUGUGCGGAUAAAUUUUAGUAGUCCCAAAUCAGCUGCUCGUGCCAGAAUAGAGCUGCAUGAAACACAGUUCAGAGGGAAGAAGUUAAAGUUGUAUUUUGCACAGAUUCAGACCUCUGAGACAGAUGGAGACAAGCUUCAUUUGGCACCACCACAGCCUGCAAAACAGUUUCUCAUCUCGCCUCCAGCCUCCCCACCUGUAGGGUGGCAACCAAUAGAUGAUGCAACACCUGUCAUCAACUAUGACCUCCUUUAUGCAGUUUCUAAGCUAGGACCAGGAGAGAAGUAUGAGCUGCAUGCAGGAACAGAGUCCACUCCCAGUGUGGUAGUGCAUGUCUGCGACAGCGACAUGGAAGAGGACGAGGACCCAAAAAAUUCUCCAAAGCCAAAAAUCAUUCAAACUCGGCGCCCUGGUCUGCCACCUCCUGUAUCUAACUGA
Molecule: messenger RNA, 732 nt
Organism: Charadrius vociferus (killdeer)
Lineage: Eukaryota; Metazoa; Chordata; Aves; Charadriiformes; Charadriidae
Gene: RCAN2
Product: regulator of calcineurin 2
Exons: 4
Coding region: 1-732 (243 amino acids)
Biological process (GO): calcium-mediated signaling
Cellular component (GO): nucleus; cytoplasm
Molecular function (GO): calcium-dependent protein serine/threonine phosphatase regulator activity; nucleic acid binding
Source: RefSeq, a predicted model, not a curated record